Molecule: messenger RNA, 970 nt
Organism: Zophobas morio
Lineage: Eukaryota; Metazoa; Arthropoda; Insecta; Coleoptera; Tenebrionidae
Exons: 2
Coding region: 1-960 (319 amino acids)
Source: RefSeq, a predicted model, not a curated record
AUGAGGAAUCAAAGAAGUAACUUCAUUCCCGUUCCGACCAAGCCGGCCAAAAGCGCCCCCAAACCCCUCCCUCGUGUUCUGGCCCAACGAAAAUCCUCCAGUUGUCAAACCGAACGCGUCGUUCUGAUCAAAGAAGAAAAUCUAACGUUUUAUCCUUGCGCGAGGUUCGGCCAAAACGACGGCGGGAUGCGAAGAGACUACGUAAAGGCCAUCAACUACAUAAAUUCCUGUCACAAGUUCAUCAACACCCUCAUCGAGAAGAACGCCGACAACAAAACCGCCGUGUUCCAUCUCCCCAUGGUCACCAACUUCGUCCCGAUCUUCUCGUACUUGAUCGGGAAAAAGGCUGCGAAGCCCAAGGAGAAGGCAGCCGUGGAAAAAGUCCCCGAGAAAAAAAGCCCCAAGAACGAAGAGAGAAAAAGCAAGAGCAGUUUCGCGGUCAAGAAGGUGCCAGGGAAUGCUCCCAUUGAUCCCCUUCCUGGUAAAAUGGGGGACUGUGAGAAGAAUGUUCAGGACGCAAACGAGGAAAAGUACGCCAAUCAAGUAGCCGACAUAAUCAAGGAGCAGAUACAGCAGUUCUUGAACAAUCUCCACAACGACAUAGAUAAGGCAACCAAGAAGAACAAAAGCGAUCCACCGAAGCAGAAGUGCAAGAACUUGGACAUCGUCAAGCAGCGGCUGGAAGAACUGUCGAAGAUCUGCUUCCUGCAGAAGAAUAUGGAGAGCAACACGAGGAUCGUGGAGAUGGUGGAAACCCCGAAACCACCGCCGCUCCCGCCAACGCCGCCGCCCAUCAACACCUCCGAAGACUGCAGCGUCAUCCUCUCAGACACGGAAGAAGAAGUGAAGACAGAAAGUCCCGCUCUUCGCAUAACCUGCUAUCAAGAAAGCGCGACUUCGCUGGGCUCGCAAUCGUCCGAUAUAAAGUCGGACUCCGACUUGGAAAUAAACACAACAUAGUCUUUUCCUA